Messenger RNA from Priapulus caudatus, 1184 nucleotides. RefSeq lists its product as uncharacterized. The record is from RefSeq and is a predicted model, not a curated record. Bases 107 to 1000 code for a protein of 297 amino acids. Lineage: Eukaryota; Metazoa; Priapulida; Priapulimorpha; Priapulimorphida; Priapulidae. The transcript is spliced from 7 exons.
CUUGAUUACAUUCCCGCUGGACGGCUGCGGCACGAAAGAAUACUCCGACCAAGCCGCUGGAUAUGCAACAACUAAAGUGACACGUUUUGAUAGCACGGUGAUCGUAAUGUUCGAUGCUGAGGCUCCGAUCCUGGAGGAAUGGGACCGCGCUCUGCAGGUCAGCUGCCAGCUCCAGGAGAUGCCAUACACCGUACUCAACACCGGCGUCUCCGUACCGAUGCUCGGAACGACUAAUGUACCGCCGGCUCGCAUACCUUUGCCCGAGGUCACGCUGAAGGUCGUUUACGGCAGGGACUAUAGAGCGACGUCAGCUGAUGUUCUUCACGUGGGAGAGUACGGCACGAUCGUCCUGUCCGUAUCCGACACAUAUUACUGGGAUAUUAAAGUCCACGCUUGCAUGGCUCAUGAUGGGACUGGAUACAAUGUUGUUAAUUUAUUCGACGAGAGAGGGUGUCCAGUUGCAACAAAAUUGGUUGAAAGUUUUAAGAAGGCAACGGAGCCGCAUCAGCAGGGUGAAGGCAGCGUAUUUGCUCACUUUAAAGCCUUCAAAUUCCCCGAUAAGCCGUCAGUGUACUUCCAAUGUACAGUGGAAAUCUGCUUCGAGCAAUGCCGUGAGGAUGAAUGUAGUUCGAGAGUUUACGAUACAAGAGAACAACUGACAUAUCAUAGGCUCCGCAAACGAGAUAUUAACCAUCAAUACAACGAAAAUAUGGCAAACGGCACGUCAUCCGACAUGCGCGACCUCUAUCGCAGCGUAAAUGUGUUAAUACCUGGAGACCAAAUUUCCAAGGAGGAUACAAAAUCCAUAUUGUUUAGCGAGAAGACGACGAGUGCGCUGUGCGUGAACAGGAAUGCUUUCGUGAUCGGACUCCUGAUUCUGUGUGCGAUGCUGACUGCUUCGCUCGCGGCGGCUGUCAUCUUCUACGUCAAGCUUCGAUACAGUGCGCCGAAACCAUUGCUGGACAACGUCCAAAUUUCUAUGAGACCUAAACACCCUUAAUUGCCUGCAUUAUAAGCCGAACGAUGAGGCGUAGAUAUAAGACGAGUUUACGUUAGAAACAAGUGUAUAACGCUUGUAACUAACCUACACGUGCGAACUAAUGUAAUCGUUUUUUCAUUCAAACACAAUUUAUAUUACAAAAUGCGGUAUAUAAUAUGUAUGUGUGUGUGUGUGUGUGCGUGUG